Molecule: messenger RNA, 3441 nt
Organism: Cavia porcellus (domestic guinea pig)
Lineage: Eukaryota; Metazoa; Chordata; Mammalia; Rodentia; Caviidae
Gene: Arf3
Product: ADP ribosylation factor 3
Exons: 5
Coding region: 256-801 (181 amino acids)
Biological process (GO): intracellular protein transport; vesicle-mediated transport
Cellular component (GO): cytoplasm; plasma membrane
Molecular function (GO): GTPase activity; GTP binding
Source: RefSeq, a predicted model, not a curated record
CGCGGCUUCCGGUGCUAGGUGGAGGGAAGGAAGGAGGGAGUCUGAGAGCGGGCCGGGGGAGCAGCCACGGUGAAGUCGGCUUGGAGAGCCAGAGAGAGCGGAGUGAGAGGCAAGUGGAACUUGCGGGGGAGGAGGCAGUGGUAGCAGCGGCGGAGCUGGGAGCAGGAACAGGAUCAAGUCCUCCAUACCAGGGACCAGGCUAACACCAGACCACACUGCCUCUACUUGGGCCCUCGUACCGCAGCUGCUGUGAUCAUGGGCAAUAUCUUCGGAAACCUUCUUAAGAGCUUGAUUGGGAAGAAGGAGAUGCGCAUCCUGAUGGUGGGCCUAGAUGCUGCUGGAAAGACCACCAUCCUAUACAAGCUGAAACUAGGGGAGAUUGUCACCACCAUCCCCACCAUCGGAUUUAAUGUGGAAACAGUAGAGUAUAAAAAUAUUAGCUUCACAGUGUGGGAUGUAGGUGGCCAGGACAAGAUUCGGCCCCUCUGGAGGCACUACUUCCAGAACACCCAAGGCUUGAUAUUUGUGGUCGACAGCAAUGAUCGGGAACGAGUAAAUGAGGCCCGGGAAGAGCUGAUGAGGAUGCUGGCAGAGGAUGAGCUCAGGGAUGCUGUGCUGCUUGUCUUUGCAAACAAACAGGAUCUGCCGAACGCUAUGAAUGCUGCUGAGAUUACGGACAAGCUGGGUCUACAUUCCCUGCGUCAUCGCAACUGGUACAUUCAGGCCACCUGUGCCACCAGCGGGGAUGGGCUGUAUGAAGGCCUGGACUGGCUGGCCAAUCAGCUCAAAAACAAGAAGUGAGAUCCAGACAGCCCUUUCUGACCACCCCACCCACCCCUGACAUAACCUGUUGUCUCCCUGCCCCAGCCCUACCCCUUCAUUGCAAGUGUGGCCAAGGCCCUGGGUAUCAUGUCCGCAUGCCCAGCCAGAGCCUUGCCUCCCCUGCCUCACCUUCUCUCCCCUUUCCAUCGACAUGACCAGUUUCUGAUUGCUGUCCUGAUGAUGAAUCAUUCCAAUUUACUGGAUUUAAAACUAAAACGAGGUUGUGAUGGUUUCAUGGGGUGGCCCCCCUCUUUCUCUCACCCUCUGGAUUUUGGGAGGUGAGGUGGGAUAUUCUCCGUUUGCUUCAUUUGGCACUGGUUGCUGUGCUUUUGGCAUCUGAGUCUGACACAGGCCCCUCUCCUAUUUCCUGUCUUCCUUUUUUUUGAUAACCUCUCCUGUUGUACAUGGAAACUGCACAGGCCUCUGUGUGUGCGUGCAUGUGUGCGCCUGUAUAUACGUGUAUAGAGAGAUAUAUACAUGGGGGCUGGGAGGGGGUGGAGAGAAGCUCAGGGCUUGCAGCCAGGACACUGCCCACUGGAGCCUGUUAUCUGCUCCAUCCAUGCUGGUGAGGUAAAGGGAAGCAGGUAAGGGGUUGGGGACAGGCAGGACUGCCCUCUGCUCCUAUCUGCAGGUAGGUGUUCCUGGAUGGCAGGAAAGAUGAUGGAGUCUACCACCAUCUUCCUUGUACCCCUUUCUCUAGCUUUCUUAGGGCAGGAGGUGGCAUUUCUUUCUAGAUGACUGCUCCCAAGGAGAUGCCGUUCUGCUUUGCCUUGUUAGUGGGAAGGAAAGAGGAACCCACUCACUCUUACCAGCCCAGAGUGUUCAACAGAUCCUCCCCCACUAUUCUUAGAUCUGUUCCUCUGGAGCUUGAGGGAGAGGUAGGGAUAGCAAGACCCAUGUGUAUUUGGGAACCAGGACCCAGAGUGGGUUUUGGUGCCAUGGGGAGGCCUUUGGUUUUCCUCUUCAUUCUCUUUUGUUAUUAGGAGAAGGUAAGGCCUGGGUGGGUUUUAUUCCUCCCUUCCCAUGCCCUCCCCUUGAUUUUUGGGGCUGGGUGGUUUCGUUUGUCCUUUGUCAGUUUUCUCACUCUGGAAGCCCUGCUGGCCAAAUCAGGGCUGAGUGAUACUAUGAGUUGGGGGUAAGAUAGCAGACCUCAGUAUCAACCUUCCUAUUCUCCAAUUUUUAAUCUUUCCUUAGUUUAGGAUGUGCUAAAGGAUGAAGGUCUUCUGUUGUUUUGAGGUCCUCAAACCACCCUGACUGGCCUCCUCUCCAUUCCAACAGCUUUCCUGGCUGCCUCACCCACUUCCCAUAUAUGGAAGUUGGGGUGAAAGAAGGUGAAUCCUGAGUAGUGGUUGGUGCUGGUGAGAUGCCAUGGACUUCAGGGCCUUCCUUCCAUUAUUAUAUAGUUGUUCAGAAGCUGCUGCUACUGUGUCCCUGUCUACAAGGGGCACUUGUCCCUGAAAUCCUGGCUUAGGUCCUGAUUGCUGUGAUUUCUGUGAAGCUGUGGCUGUUCUUGGACUCCUGUGUGUGCUGGCUGCGCCCUGAGCUCCAAGAUAGCUGCCCAUACCUUUUGGCUAAGAUCAGGGCCCAGGGACCCCACAGCAUGACUGAGGGACCCCUUCCCAGAAGGCUGUCCAAUGCCCCACUCUGUGGGGCCUGUCUCUUUACAGCAGGCAGAUCAAUACUCCUGAUCCACCCAGUUGAACUGUGAGAGGUUCCAGGGGUGUCUCCCUCAGUGCCAGUUACUUGAUGAUGUGAUAUGUAAGACACGGUGGGUGUGGUGUACGUGUGUGCCUGUGUGCUUCUGUGUGUGUGUGUGCUGAAAGUUGUUUCAUUUUAAAAUGGGUUCUGUCUUCUGACCCCACAGAAAUUUUCCUACAUACUUUUUGUUUGCACUUUCUGAUUUUGUUCUGCCCUCUCCCAUUGCCUUUCUCUCUCUGAAGUCUUUCCUUUGCUUUCUCAAUUUAUUCAAGGCUAUUUGUCCGUAUAUCGUCCCUCCCUGCACCUUAUUUAUGAUUACCCCCUCUAUUUUUAUGGUUGGUGAGGACUGUCUCUCUUCUCCUGCCUCGUUCCUUCUCUGACUUUCCAUAGUUAGAUGCCAGUUAGAUGGGUUUUCCUCACUUCAGACCUCACCACUAUCUAGUUUGUUGGCCUCCAGAGCCAAAUCUGGGGCUAAGGGUAUUAAGCUGUGUUGGAGGUUGCCCUCCUGCUGCUCCAGGGUUUUCCAGCAGGGGGCAGCAAACGAUCUUGGUUGCAUCCUUCACUGUAGACCCUUGGGCAGGGUUAGUCUUUUUUACCUUCCCAUUUACCUAACAGCUCUUUGGGAAUUUGAAUAUUCUGUUCCAUUUCUGCCCGUGGCCUGUCCUGCUCACCUUAGGCGGGUUUAAUUUUUAUGCUUUCCCUGUUCCAGCCUUCUUCCUGGGAACUCUCCCUACCCCCAACUCCAAAGUUUGUUUGUGGUGUUUAUAGUGGUAACUGCAGUUCUGAACUGGUUUUUCUCUUUUUUCCUCCUCUGGAAUGUAGACUGUACAUGUUUAAUAACUCACCUUCUCUAUCCUUGCUCAAAAUGUGGGAUAACGCAAUGACUGUGACCCUGGUUGGAAAUUAAACUUGUUUUAUGCA